GUUAUGCGUGAGUGCAUCUCCAUUCACAUUGGCCAGGCUGGUGUCCAGGUUGGCAGUGCCUGCUGGGAGCUCUACUGCCUGGAACAUGGCAUCCAGCCUGAUGGCCAUAUGCCAAGUGACAAGAUGAUUGGGAUGGGAGAUAACUCCUUGAACACCUUCUUCAGUGAGACAGGCGCUGGCAAGCAUGUGCCUAGGGCAGUGUUUGUAGACCUGGAACCCACAGUUAUUGAUGAAGUUCGUUCUGGUACCUACCAUCAGCUCUUCCACCCUGAGCAGCUCAUCACAGGCAAGGAAGAUGCUGCCAAUAACUAUGCCCGUGGACACUAUACCAUUGGCAGGGAGAUCAUCGACCUCGUCCUGGACCAAAUUCGGAAAGUAGCCGACCAGUGCACAGGUCUUCAGGGCUUCUUGAUCUUCCACAGCUUUGGUGGGGGAACUGGUUCUGGGUUCACCUCCCUGCUGAUAAAACAUCUCUCUGCCGAUUAUGGCAAGAAGUCCAAGCUGCAGUUCUCCAUUUACCCAGCCCCCCAGGUCUCCACAGCUGUGGUUGAGCCCUACAACUCCAUCUUCACCACCCACGCCACCCUUGAGCACUCUGACUGUGUUUUCAUGGUUGACAACGAGGCUAUCUACGACAUCUGUCUUAGAAAUCUCAAUAUUGAGCACCCAACAUACACUAACCUUAACCGCCUUAUUAGCCAGAUUGUGUCCUCCAUCACUGCUUCUCUCAGGUUUGAUGGAGCCCUGAAUGUCGAUCUGAUUGAAUUCCAGACCAACCUGGUGCCCUCCCCCCGCAUCCACUUCCCUCUGGCUACAUAUGCCCCUGUCAUCUCUGCUGAGAAAGCCUACCAUGAACAGCUAACUGUAGCAGAGCUCACCCAUGCGUGCUUUGAGCCAGCUAACCAGAUGUUGAAAUGUAACCCUCGCUAUGGUAAAUACAUGGCUUGCUGCCUAUUUUACCGUGGUGACGUGGUCCCCAAAGAUAUCAAUGCUGCCAUUGCCACCAUCAAGACCAAACGUACCAUCCAGUUUGUGGACUGGUGCCCCACUGGCUUCAAAGUUGGCAUUAAUUACCAGCCUCCCACUGUGGUACCUGGUGGAGACCUGGCCAGAGUACGGAGAGCUGUGUGCAUGCUGAGCAACACCACAGCUGUUGCUGAGGCCUGGGCUCGCCUGGAUCACAAGUUUGACCUGAUGUAUGCCAAGCGUGCCUUUGUCCACUGGUACGUGGGUGAGGGCAUGGAGGAAGGAGAGUUUUGUGAGGCCCGUGAGGACAUGGCUGCCCUUGAGAAGGAUUAUGAGGAAGUUGGAGCUGAUAGUACUGAGGGAGGGGAUGAGGAUGAAGAUAAUUAA
Molecule: messenger RNA, 1353 nt
Organism: Myotis davidii
Lineage: Eukaryota; Metazoa; Chordata; Mammalia; Chiroptera; Vespertilionidae
Product: tubulin alpha-1C chain-like
Exons: 1
Coding region: 4-1353 (449 amino acids)
Biological process (GO): mitotic cell cycle; microtubule cytoskeleton organization
Cellular component (GO): cytoplasm; microtubule
Molecular function (GO): GTP binding; structural constituent of cytoskeleton
Source: RefSeq, a predicted model, not a curated record